Molecule: messenger RNA, 1258 nt
Organism: Vitrella brassicaformis
Lineage: Eukaryota; Vitrellaceae
Source: the annotation of a GenBank genome assembly
UAUCAGUCAGUCGCUGCGUGUGUGGCUGUAGGAGACUCUGAUGCCCUGCUGGGCCAACUCAGGAGCAAAGUCUCGCUGCACCUCCGCACCCAACUCACCAUGGCCAGCAUUAUACUGAAGACAGAGACAGAGACAGACAGACAUGCGUUCGCAGGGAGGACACGAGACGCCCCUCAAUGCAUUGCUGGUGUCUCAUUGAUCAAUCACCUGUGCGAUCGGCCCAGCUUCAACGGUAGCGCCCCGCACAAUGGUCUCCCCCAUCCUUGUGCUGGUCAUUUCACCCUCACCCAGCUGCCCCUGCCCCCUGCGCAACUCCUGGCUGUCCUGGCGCUGUGACAGCUCUGGGCCGAGGAUUGGUGUCGCAGGCACACCGUCUGGCGACCUCGGAGACGUAUGCUGGCUGGCAGAUGAGCAGACGGGCAUUGUGCGCCAGGAGUGAGGAAGAGGGAGAGGGAUGGGCGGCUGGACAGGCUGAUGUGGCUCCUGCAUGACCAACACAAAAGGGACGACAACGCAGGCAGAAGUGAGGCGGGCGUGUCUUGUUCUCUGCAUCCAUGUACUUCUUCGUCGUCGGGCAACUCCACAUAGACGUCACGAUACUCGACUUCUACCCUGGGCACAUACCUGUGCAGAGGGAGAGGAGGGAGGGAGGGCAGCUAAAAGCACAUAUUGCAUUUGCAAUGCCUGUUCUGUGUGUUGGGCAUUCCCAUGCCUGAUAAUCUCUCGUUCGGUGAUCCGCGGGACGUAUUUGACUCUCUGAUGUAUGAUGGGCACUUCAACAUACCUGAAAGAAAGACAUCAGAGCAUGACAAGAGCAAGAAGCCAUGCUGCUCGAAGGGCCUCUUCAAUCGCACCUCACUCUCUCGUACACCGGCUGCACGACCACCUGUCCACGCCAGCACACCCAUACGUUGCCGCACGCAAUGCCAUGCACCUGUGUUUUCCUGUGCGCCUACAGCUGGGACAAUGAAAGGCUGUGGAGAAGGCGGAGGGCGCACAUGCAUCCAGGGCUGCAUUCCAGGCGGCUGCAUCAUUGCAGAAGCCUGCCGGGGUUACCCACUCAAAAUUUGACGGGGCGCCUGUGUAACGAUCUCUGUCUCAACCUCAAUUCCGAUGCAACGAUGGAUUUUUCAGCGCUCCUGAGGCAGCGCGGGAACGUGGUGUUUCCCAAUGAUCCAUGCUGCCUCCCGCCAACCCACCGCUCCACUCAGCCAAGGGACUCAGCCCCGUGCAAGCGCCAGGGGGCCAGUCGGUCUUG